CAGUCUUUUUAUUACCAACCGUAAAUACCUGAUUGUUUUACAGUUGUGUUUUUUGUGUCCCGGAGAUUUCUUUCUGGUGACGUAACAAAAGAGGCGUGGCCAGUAUGCACCAAACGUCCCCCACGUGCUGUUGAGGAAGGAUGAUUGAAGUACAGUUAACCGAGUGGCCAUCAUAAUCUCCAGCAGAAUAACGGCAAGGCCUCCGGUUCCUCGUAUCUGACUCAGCCGCUCCGUCACAUCUAGUAAUUCACGUACGCGACCGAUCAUACGCGUUUCUCUUCCUCGUCACCACUGAUGGAUAAACAAUGGAGAAGCGGUCAGCAGAAAUUUCUGGCGCCCCUAUGUUCCCAUGCACGGGAUCAUUGUUUAUGAUGCUGUUGUUGUGUAGGAGGGCAGGGACGGACCUGAUCUCGUCGGAUUUCUGUUAAAAAGCGCUCACAACACGACAGGCUGUGACCGGCCUCGCAUCCCUUUCGCUCCGCGCAGCAGCAGCUGAUGGUGCCGCUCUCCUCCCGAAGAAAACAUGGUGAAAUUCCCGACGCUCACGCACUACUGGCCUCUCAUCCGAUUCCUGGUGCCUCUGGCUAUCACCAACAUAGCCAUCGACCUCGGCGAACAGGCUUUAAACAGGGGAAUUGCAACAGUCAAAGAAAAUGCGGUGGAAAUGCUUGCCAGUUAUGGCCUGGCUUACUCCCUCAUGAAGUUCUUCACGGGUCCUAUGAGCGACUUCAAGAAUGUAGGGCUGGUGUUUGUGAACAGCAAACGGGACAGAUCCAAGGCGGUCCUGUGCAUGGUUGCUGCGGGAACUGUGGCCAUCAUUUUCCACACUCUUAUUGCCUACACAGAUCUGGGCUAUUACAUCAUCAACAAGCUGCAUCACGUGGACGAGUCUGUGGGGAGUAAUACCCGGAGGGCGUUCCUUUACCUGGCUGCUUUUCCUUUAAUUGAUGCCGUUGCCUGGACUCAUGCUGGAAUCCUUUUGAAACACAAGCACAGUUUUCUGGUGGGAUGUGCCUCUAUUUCUGAUGUUGUUGCACAGAUUGUGUUUGUGGCUAUUUUGCUCCACAGUCGUCUGGCGUGUGUCGAGCCCUUGUUGAUUCCAAUCAUCUCUCUGUAUAUGGGGGCCUUCGUACGCUUCACUGUUGUUGGUCUAGGGUACUACAGACACAUACAUGACAACAUCCCAGACUCCAGCGGGCCUGAGGUUGGGGGGGAUGCCACUAUUAAAAAGAUGCUAAGCUUUUGGUGGCCACUGGCUCUAAUUCUGGCUACGCAGAGGAUUAGCAGACCCAUCGUCAAUCUGUUUGUAUCGCGAGAUCUGAAAGGAAGCAUAGCUGCCACAGAGGCUGUUGCAGUUCUCACAGCAACAUAUCCAGUGGGUCAUAUGCCGUAUGGUUGGCUAACUGAACUCAGAGCUGUUUACCCUGCAUUUGAUAAGAACCCAAGCAACAAGUUGACCAACAGUGGUACAAUUGUGACAAAGUCCCACAUCAAGCGCUUCACUUUUGUUUGUUUGGCUCUUUCUAUAACACUCUGCUUUAUAGUGUUCUGGGCACCACACAUUUCUGAGAAGAUUCUGGUGGACAUCAUAGGAGUGGAUCAAGCCUUUGCUGCGAUGUGCAUCGUCCCAUUAAGGAUUUUCUCAUUCUUUCCUAUUCCAGUAACAAUCCGUGCUCACCUGACUGGUUGGCUCAUGACCCUAAAAAAGACUUUUGUCCUGGCACCCAGCUCUGUUCUCCGCAUUAUUGUUCUGAUCACCAGUCUGAUAGUACUGCCUUACAUGGGGGUACACGGGGCCACACUUGGAGUAGGAUCCCUGCUGGCCGGUUUCGUCGGGGAAUCCGCUAUGGUUGCCAUUGCAUCUUGCUAUGUGUACCGAAAACAGAAAAAUAAAGACUCUGAUGAGGAACUGACCUUGGACGAGGAAGACUUAGCCCCCAUGAAUGAGGUCAGAACCGGGGACCACAUGGAUGACAUUGUGGAGUUAAAUGAGGAUGAAGAAGAGUUAGAGGAAUACUGAGCAGUGGAUUCUGGGCUGAGCAGGAUGCAUUGUGGUAAUCUGGAAGCCUCUGCAUUUCUGGGCAGUGUUGUAAUGCUUACUGUACCCCGCUGCUCUUUCCCUUCUGCCACAGUGGGAUAAUGUCCAGUUUACCUUUUCAGUGUGCGCACAGUUUAAAAAAACACAGAAAGAGAGAGAGAUUUUGCUCUCAUAUUAUAAUGAUCUGAGAGCAGCAUAUCCUUGUUGAAAAGCCGUUACAGUAAAUCCGCAGACAUACAAACGUGUUCAUGUCUUCCAGAUCCCAUCCGGAGAAUCCCGAUGCGGGACAGUGAAGAUAUCUAUUUGUACCAAAGCAAUGUUGUGAUCAAACUCUUAUUUUCCUGAAUGCUGAUCUUUAUUUUGCUGCCGUCCCACUUGUUUUGAAUUUUAAAGGAAGGACGAACAACAUGUAUCCGCUUGGAAUGUAUUUUUUCUUUUUUACUUCUGAUAUUUAACAGAAAUAACUGACUUGAAAGACUUUAGAGGUCCAGUGGCAGAACUUGUUGCUGCAGUUUUGGGCCAACUGACAUUUUUUGACAGGAAAUUAAUAUCAACAGAGGAUAUACAUAUAAAUAUAUAUAUAUAUAUACAGAUUUUUAUUGAAAUUAAGAAUGAUUUUAAUGGAUGUCAUAGUAAACAACAGUUUCAGAGUGACUAAUGUUUGGAGUUUAUGGGUCAUGAGGGACUAUUUUUUAAAUACACAGAUGUUGUAGUUGUUUAAAGUAUGAUACAUUUUGUAUGGGUGAUGUUGUGAAAUGUGUAUAUUGUAGGAAAAGAAAGAAUUGGACUGUGUGUUUUCAUAAGUGUCUAUUGCAGUAUUUUUUAUUAUUUAUAUUUAAUUUUAAUUUAAUUUGGACACUUUUGUAUCUCAGGAUGUUUGUGAUGGGAAAUACACUUGAUAAGUACAAAGUCCUGGUAUUGAUCCCUCCCCAAUGAGCUGUGUUUUUUUUCUCUCUCUAUGAACAACAAUGCACAACUAGUAAGGAUGUCAUAAGUUUGUGUUUGUUUAAUUUAGAUUGUUGUAGUGAAGUCUGCUUAAGCUUGUUCUGUAUUUACAACUUUUUGGACAACGCAAAGCAGAAAAAAUGACAUGAUAGAGCAAAGCAUUACAGCUUGGAAAAGAAAGUGUGCAAUCCUCUGUCAUUAAACAGUAAAAAUGUGGUAUAAAGUGGUCUUUGGUGAGGUUCUUAUGCUGUGUUCUGUAAAAAAAUUGUUUUGCAGCUGAACAAUCUUGAAGUGACUUGAUGGAUAAAUGAAGGGAAAUGUACUGUAACAAUAAAUUAUACUGACACAUUCACAUACUGACAAUGACAUCAAAUCCAAACGUUUUAAUGGGUGUUAAAUGAGCGCACAUUCAUUUUAAAAUGGUGCAAGGACUCACCCUAGCGGGGAGAGCUGGCACUGCAGUGGUGUCUGAACACUGAUCAUAAGAUCAAAGAGCCGCAGUGUAGUUACACAUUCACUCACAUGUUUAGAGGAUCACAUUUAUUUUUGCUUAAACAUUUUUUAAAGGAUCAAGGCAAACAUAAGUAAUGUUGCACAUGUUGGUCGAUAGAAUUAAGAUGGUAGUGGUUUAGUUUGGAUGUUGUAAUGUUUCUUUAACCUCUUAAGACAUACGUGGACAUUACAUUUUUUAUUGUUGUUGUUGUUUGCACCAUAAUACUUAAUUCUGUGUAACUGGAACCUGUUGUACACAAACAUGUACAAUUACACUGCUUCUUGUUCUAAGUCAGAAAAAUAUUUGGUUAUUAUAUUUAUUGGUUCUUCCUAAAAUAGCUGGAAGAAAUCUGAAAAAAGACAAACCAAACCAAAGGAGGUUAAUUAAAUUGUUUGUUGUAAAUGUGCUAAAUAAACAAUUACUAAA
Messenger RNA from Paramisgurnus dabryanus, 3902 nucleotides. It is a transcript of the gene ankhb, whose product is annotated as ANKH inorganic pyrophosphate transport regulator b. Gene Ontology annotation, cellular component: plasma membrane. NCBI's taxonomy places the organism in Eukaryota, Metazoa, Chordata, Actinopteri, Cypriniformes, Cobitidae. The record is from RefSeq and is a predicted model, not a curated record. Gene Ontology annotation, biological process: phosphate ion transmembrane transport. Gene Ontology annotation, molecular function: phosphate transmembrane transporter activity.